UAAUUUAAAAAAACUCUCCACCGCAUGUUAUUAUCGGACAUUGAAUAUUGAAAUAGAUGUAAGCGGCAUUACAAAAUAUGUAAUCUUAAUUAAGAUAGAGAGAAACAAGGUUAAUAUAAACAAAAGGAGGCCGCAAGAUGCUUUCAUAGCAUCGUUUUCCAAUCCCAAGCACAUGCCGCCACUCUCAUGGCCAUGACCCUUCCCUAUUUAAUCCCUCUUCCCCCCUCCACACACAUCACUUCAAGCAAAAUUCGAUUUAACUCUUCUCUCCACUCCUCUUAAUUUGUCCUAUCCGUCUUUCCACAAAACAUCAAACUAGUUUCUUGAUUUGGAAGACAACGUCUCCAUCAUUCUUCUCGCCUCUCUCUAAUCUUCUAUUUCCCACUUUGGAAACUUCAUUUUGUUCAAAGACUUGUCCUCUUCUUUUAAUCCCUUUUUGCCAUUUUAAAAAGCAAACAUACGUACUUCUUAAUGGAUAACACUUGUCUUAAUACACCAAACAUGUUUCAAACUUCUGGUCCUGAUCAUGACUUCUUUGCUCGGCGAUGUAUAUGGGUGAACGGACCUGUCAUAGUUGGGGCUGGCCCUUCAGGUCUAGCUGUUGGUUCUGGUCUUAGAGGACAAGGGGUGCCAUUCGUUAUGCUUGAACGAGCAAACUGCAUUGCCUCACUUUGGCAAAACCGCACCUAUGAUCGCCUCAAGCUUCACAUCCCUAAGCAAUUCUGUCAACUACCGAGCUUCCCAUUCCCAGAGGACUUCCCUGAAUAUCCCACAAAAUAUCAGUUCAUCAACUAUCUUGAAUCUUAUGCCAAGCACUUCAAUAUAAAUCCACAUUUCAAUGAGACUGUGCAGUCUGCGAAGUAUGAUGAGACUUUUGGUUUAUGGAGAGUUAAGACCGUUUCAACAAGCAGUUCAAAUCCUAGUGAAGUCGAGUACAUCUGCAGAUGGCUUGUGGUGGCCACCGGAGAGAAUGCAGAGAAAUUCUUGCCAGAGUUUGAAGGCUUGCAGGACUUUGGUGGCCAUGUUAUGCAUGCUUGUGACUACAAAUCCGGUGAAAGUUAUCACGGAGAGCGUGUACUAGUUGUUGGCUGCGGCAAUUCAGGCAUGGAGGUCUCUCUUGAUCUAUGCAACCAUAACGCAAGCCCAUCAAUGGUUGUUCGCAGCUCGGUUCAUGUCUUGCCUAGGGAAAUUCUUGGGAGAUCAACAUUUGAGUUGGCAGUAACAAUGAUGAAAUGGCUGCCACUUUGGAUGGUCGAUAAGAUAUUAUUACUUUUUGCCUGGCUAAUUCUCGGAAAUCUUGAAAAAUAUGGUCUGACAAGGCCAUGUUUAGGACCUUUACAGCUCAAGAAUACUCAAGGAAAAACCCCAGUAUUGGACAUUGGUGCACUAGAAAAAAUAAGAUCUGGUAAGAUCAAGGUUGUCCCUGGAAUAAAGAGAUUCUCUAGUGGCAAAGCUGAGCUAGUUAAUGGUGAAAUUCUUCAAAUCGAUUCUGUAAUUCUGGCAACUGGGUAUCGCAGCAAUGUACCUUCAUGGCUAAAGGAGAAUGAGUUCUUUUCCGAAGAUGGGAUUCCCAAAAAUCAGUUCCCUAAUGGAUGGAAAGGCAAUGCCGGGCUUUAUGCAGUCGGCUUCACAAAGAGAGGUCUCUCUGGUGCAUCUCUAGAUGCUAUUAGCGUAGCAUUUGACAUUGCCAAGAGCUGGAAAGAAGAAACCAAGCAAAAAAAGAUAACCGUGGCAGCUCGCCAUAGGAGAUGCAUUUCACAUUUCUGAAGUCACAAGAUUUUUCCGUCUGUUCAUUUCCUUAGUCCAGGGACUUGUGCAAAAGAAGUGAGAUCAGUUUGUGCAGAAAACAAUGUAGAGCACAAGAACAAUGAACAUAGCUGUAGCCCUCUCCUCAAGAAAACCCAAGAUCUGCAAAUAAUUGGGCUUUUUUUUUUUUGUACGAAGGAAGAUGAGGCUUACUGGUGUAAUGAACUUUUUUAUUUUAUUUUUUUCCCCUGGUUCAGAGGAAUUCUUUUGUAUCACAGUGUAUUUUAAUAAUCCAAGUCAAAUGGAAACGACAAUUCUUUCAA
Messenger RNA from Populus trichocarpa (black cottonwood), 2069 nucleotides. Its product is annotated as probable indole-3-pyruvate monooxygenase YUCCA3. NCBI's taxonomy places the organism in Eukaryota, Viridiplantae, Streptophyta, Magnoliopsida, Malpighiales, Salicaceae. The transcript has 3 exons. Gene Ontology annotation, molecular function: flavin adenine dinucleotide binding; N,N-dimethylaniline monooxygenase activity; NADP binding. Bases 472 to 1767 code for a protein of 431 amino acids. The record is from RefSeq and is a predicted model, not a curated record.